This is a messenger RNA of Daldinia loculata, 1200 nucleotides long. RefSeq lists its product as uncharacterized. The coding region runs from base 507 to 1160 and encodes 217 amino acids. The record is from RefSeq and is a predicted model, not a curated record. NCBI's taxonomy places the organism in Eukaryota, Fungi, Ascomycota, Sordariomycetes, Xylariales, Hypoxylaceae. The transcript has a single exon.
GGCAUGCCUCCAACUUCACCGCAUUUGACUAUCGAUUCCUUGCAUAGUCGUGGCGUCUCUACCAAAUUCUAUCCGCUGCUUAUCGCCAUGAUAUUAUCGAGGCUCAUUUACUUUGUCGUUCGAUGAAAGCCUACAGUAUAUAAACGAACUAGUCUUUCGAUCAUCACCCUUCCCAUUAUUUUUCAGGGCAAUCAAAGCCCAGGGGCUCCUCAUAGCCUAGAUUAUUUCUUUGGAUAGUUCGAAAAUAACUUUCUCGACCCCACGACGAAGUAUACCACGCCCUGAUGCACCUGGCUACCCCCUGACGUGUUUAUGGCUUAUAGCCGGUACAUCAGCAGACCGCCCUCGCGCCUUACUCGAGAAGGUAACCAACCAAUAUGUCAUAGCCAAAAGCACUGACCAACCUUGUCUCCUUACCCGAUUCACGGGCGAUCUCAAACAUAUCGAUGACGAGACUCCCUUACAAAUCACUAUCGGUGUGCUAUCGAAGCCCCUAAAACCCGACCAUGCUUUCAGUAUCUGAUACAACGCUCCGUGCCACCUUUUCGGAGCUCAUUGUCGCCACCACAUCACAGCAGUAUGUGAUUGGCACAACAAUGCUAUUUACUAACAGCAUGGUAACUACGAUUGAGUCGAUAGUAGCCGUCAAAGGCGAUUGGGGGUUCGAUGACUCUGGAGGUGUAGAUGGCUAUUUGCAUUGGACUUCGCUUGAAUCAUGGGACCGCAUUCUCAAGGACAAUCAUGACAGCCGAAAGGUGAUCCAAGCCGCUGGGGAUUUAUACUUCGAUUCCUUUGCAAACGAAAAUGUCGGCGUUCCGUUCGGCAUGUCUUGUGCUCGUCUUGAGGGUAGAAAAUACACCGACCCGAACGUUACUGGAGGCAAUACCUGUCUACUCGGCUACCCCUUCGACGCUGACGUGACGAACCGCCGAUACAUUAUCGAUGAAGAAUUAGAUACGCUCAAUAUGUAUCUUGUUUUCCCGGGGCUCGAUCGCUCUAGACCAGAAAUACCUCUUCCCGAUAACCUCACUUUUAGGGUCGAAGAAGGGCUUAUUAGAUACAUCCAUACUCCCUUAGCUUAUGUGAACGCUGGGUGCGGAUUGAACUUGAGUAUAACUACCCAGGGACAUCCGCCAUUCCAGAUUAACAAAGACUUGUAGUAGCUUUCGUCCUAGUAUUCGCAGAGUUGGCCAUAGCUAC